AUGGAAAAUAAUAUACCUUUCUCAAGAAGACCCCUUUUCAGAUUCCUUACUCAGCCCGAAGUAGUGUCCACGAUCAGCUCUAUAACCGUCAAUGACGUGUCCACCUACUAUCAGAAAGAACGGCCAAGCGACAAUCUUUCAACAAUAUACGACGCGAUAAGCAAAGAUUUAGAAGUAAUUAUUGAUUCAAAUUUCUUUAAUACGGAUAUAACGCGAGUUUUGAGAAAUAUUAGGGACACUUGGGAUGUGGCAACUUGGGGACUGCGGGUCACAAGUUUAGGGGCUGUGGGCCACUCGGACCUAAACCACUCCACUCUUCUUGGUCAACGAACAAGAGACCCACCGCAAAAUUCGAUUUGUGCGAUAAAUGAAAAAGCCCCAAUCUCCAAGCGACCUCAUGAAAAUGAAGAAACAAUUAUUUCUAAGAAGUCGGUUAUCGAAGGUACCUCUUCAGAAGAUUUGUUAAACUCAGUGACCCAAGCUUCCAAUGCCUUCAGACAAAUCAAGUUUCCAACAUAUUAUAAUAAACUCAAAACUAUAUGGCAUACUCGUGAUUUCGGAGCGAGUUAUUAUGUGAUAGAUUUAGGAAAUAAAGAGGUAUUAAAUCAAGUACAUAAUCUUUUGGACAAAGAAGAAUUAGAAUUUCUGUUCGAGAGAUUGUCUUUAGAGGAUGAAAAUAUCCAUAUGAGUAAGAUUGCACGUGAAUAUAUGAUGUUGUUCGAUCAAAUUUUAGAAGAUUCUUCGGAGGAGGAAGAAGAGGGUGAUGCAGGAGGUGAUGUUGAAAAUGGUUUCAAAAUUGAAGACGAAGCUGUUUCUGAAAUGGAAAAAAAUAGCACAUAA
This is a messenger RNA of Funneliformis caledonium, 840 nucleotides long. The record is from the annotation of a GenBank genome assembly. Lineage: Eukaryota; Fungi; Glomeromycota; Glomeromycetes; Glomerales; Glomeraceae.